CCCCGGGGUGUUAUUGUGAGGGGGAGACAAUGAGCAAACUCUCCUUCCGAGCCCGGGCGCUAGACGCCGCCAAACCGCUGCCCAUCUACCGCGGCAAGGACAUGCCCGACCUCAACGACUGCGUCUCCAUCAACCGGGCUGUGCCGCAGAUGCCCACGGGGAUGGAGAAAGAGGAGGAAUCGGAACAUCACUUGCAACGGGCUAUCUCAGCACAACAAGUUUUCAGAGAAAAGAAAGAGAGCAUGGUUAUCCCAGUUCCUGAAGCAGAGAGCAAUGUGAACUAUUACAAUCGUUUGUAUAAAGGAGAAUUUAAGCAACCAAAGCAGUUCAUUCACAUUCAACCCUUUAAUCUGGACAAUGAACAGCCAGAUUAUGAUAUGGACUCUGAGGAUGAAACCUUAUUGAACAGACUAAAUCGGAAGAUGGAAAUCAAGCCACUGCAGUUUGAAAUAAUGAUUGACAGACUUGAAAAAGCCAGUUCUAGUCAGCUCGUUACACUUCAGGAAGCUAAAUUGCUGCUAAAUGAGGAUGACUACCUUAUUAAGGCUGUAUAUGACUACUGGGUAAGAAAGCGUAAGAAUUGCAGAGGGCCGUCCCUCAUCCCCCAAAUCAAACAGGAGAAGAGGGAUGGCUCCACCAACAACGACCCUUAUGUUGCCUUUCGGAGGAGGACUGAGAAGAUGCAGACAAGAAAGAAUCGAAAGAACGAUGAAGCAUCUUAUGAGAAGAUGCUGAAAUUAAGAAGAGAGUUUAGCAGAGCCAUAACAAUUUUGGAGAUGAUUAAGAGGAGAGAGAAGACAAAACGCGAGUUAUUGCAUUUAACGUUGGAAGUUGUAGAGAAAAGAUACCAUUUGGGUGAUUAUGGAGGUGAAAUUCUCAAUGAAGUGAAGCUUAACAGACCUGAAAAGGAAAUGAGCACAACUGCAUCCACUCUUCAUAAUGGAAAUCAUCACAAAGUUCAAGAAUGUAAAAUUAAGCAUCCUCAUCAUUCAUCUCUAAAGGAAGAGAUAUCAGAUGUUGUACGUCAGAAGAAGAAAUAUCUGAAGAAACCGAAAAUGGAGUGUGUGGUGACUGCUCAACAGCCCUCUGCUGAGCCCUUGCCUGUUAUCAACAAGAGUGAUAUCAAGCAGUAUGACUUCCACAGCUCAGAUGAGGAUGAGUUCCCACAGGUACCCUCACCAGUAUCAGAAGCAGAAGAGGAAAAUGAUCCUGAUGGACCUUGUGCCUUCAGGAGAAGAGCAGGAUGCCAGUAUUAUGCUCCUCGUUUGGACCAAACUAAUUCUUCAUAUGAAAAUGCGGAAUUGGACAAACUGAGGUUCAGGCAUUGCCUUACAACCCUUACAAUUCCAAGAAGGUGUAUAGGAUUUGCAAGAAGACGAGUUGGCAGGGGUGGAAGGGUUAUAAUGGACCGAAUAUCCACAGAACAUGAUCCUGUCUUGAGACAGAUUGACCCGGAAAUGCUGAAUAGUUUUUCAAGCUCUUCCCAGACCUUAGACUUUUCUUCUAAUUUUUCACGGACCAAUGCUUCCAAUAAACGUUGUGAAAACAGACUGUCCCUUUCUGAAAUACUAAGCAAUAUCAGAUCAUGUCGACUGCAGUGUUUUCAGCCAAGGCUACUAAAUCUACAGGACAGCGAUAGUGAAGAAUGUACCUCAAGGAAACCAGGGCAGACUGUGAAUAAUAAAAGAGUUUCUGCAGCAUCUGUAGCUUUAUUGAACACCAGCAAGAACGGCAUAUCAGUAACAGGGGGUAUCACAGAAGAACAAUUUCAGACACAUCAACAGCAGUUAGUUCAAAUGCAGAGGCAACAACUUGCCCAGCUUCAACAGAAACAACAAUCUCAGCAUUCCUCACAACAGACACAUCCAAAAGCACAGGGCUCCAGCACCUCUGACUGCAUGUCAAAAACACUUGAUUCAGCCAGUGCCCACUUUGCUGCAUCUGCAGUGGUCAGUGCACCUGCUCCUGGUCGCAGUGAGGCAACGAAGGAACAAACCCCCAGCCACAACAACAUUAAUGGUGUUGUCCAGCCUUCAGGAACCUCUAGAACGUUGUACUCCACCAACAUGGCUUUAUCAUCCAGCCCAGGGAUUUCAGCUGUACAGCUUGUAAGGACAGUUGGCCACACCACCACAAACCACUUAAUUCCAGCGUUGUGCACGAGCAGCCCUCAAACACUUCCCAUGAACAAUUCUUGCCUGACUAACGCAGUGCACCUCAACAAUGUCAGUGUUGUUUCUCCAGUCAAUGUGCAUAUUAAUACAAGGACUUCAGCACCAUCGCCAACAGCCUUAAAACUUGCCACAGUUGCUGCCAGUAUGGACAGAGUGCCAAAGGUAACUCCUAGCAGUGCCAUCAGCAGUAUAGCAAGAGAGAACCAUGAACCAGAGCGGCUGGGUUUAAAUGGCAUAGCAGAGACAACAGUAGCAAUGGAAGUGACAUAACCUCAAAUCAGUGUCUCAACCUGUGCUAACGGUGUAGUCAUUUAUAUUCCAACUGAAUGCAAAACACAGCACUCUGUGGAUCACAGAGAACUAAAAUGGACCUAAAUGGACUAUCCUUAUAUCGUGUAUUAAGUCGAUAUAUAAUGUAAAUUUUGUAAAAUUGGGAAAAUCACUACCUUGUAAAAUAGUUUAUUUGUAUCAUCAAUAUUAUUUCUGUUACUUGAAUAGUAGAUAUUCAUCAUCAUGCUUUUGCACUUGAAUUUGCAACUGAAUGGAUUAAAAAAUAAUUCUUUAAUGGGAUCAUGAGCAUGAAAUGGGAUCCUGCAUCACUUGUUUUAACUAUUUAUUUUGCCAUGUUUACAUUUUGUAUCUUGUACAAAUAAAUCCAACUUUGUGUCUAAAAAAAAAAGUUAAAGAUUCAUAGCUAGGAGACAAAAUUCUUGUAAUUUUUUUCUAAAGGAAAUGUAAAGUUUUCACUUGGUUCAUUUUGUUUCACAAUUUGACUAGAUGGACUUUUUGGUAAAUACUUUAGUGGCAUUUCACUGUCAAAUAUGAAGUUCAAGGCAAAAUAGUAUUUUCUAUUACUGUGCAGGGGAAAGGGAUGGAUCGAUACAUGCAAAUUUAAUGUAGUAACUCACUUUUCCAUAUAUUUUUAAUGUAUAUUUCUAUUUAUAAUACCAGUUUAUAAAAAAUAAUUACACAGGAAAGAAAAAAAACCUGACUAGGAAAAUUAUGCAUCUAGCACAUGUAAAAUUGUGCAGAUAAGAGAAAAUUUUCAACCAAUUACAUUUUAUCCGAAGACUGCAUAUUUUAACCGGCUUUAAAACUGUAACACACCACGUAAAGGAUAUUUUACCAGGUAUGUAUUGCAUUAUAUAUCAUUGCAAUAAUUAUUGGAUGUCUAGAUAUCGAGCCAUCCCAGGUGGUGGGGGGGAGGGAGGGUUGUGGCAAGAUCGUCUUUUCAAUUUUGGAGAGUUUUCCUGUGGCUACAAGGCAAGUAACGGGUUGGAAAAAGUCUGACUGUAAGCGUUGGACACCUUCGUAGUGUAGUGUUUUAGUGACUUUUUUUAUACGGUUCUUGUAAAUUAGAUACGUGUAGUGGUGUUUCAGAAUGUUUGUUUAUGCACUAGUUCAGACAACUUUCCCUGUUACUUGUUCUUGAUAAGUGAAAACUGCAGGGAAAUAAAAAUACAUAUCAAAACAUGGA
Lagopus leucura (white-tailed ptarmigan) is the source of this 3651-nucleotide messenger RNA. It is a transcript of the gene EPC2, whose product is annotated as enhancer of polycomb homolog 2. Gene Ontology annotation, cellular component: piccolo histone acetyltransferase complex. The record is from RefSeq and is a predicted model, not a curated record. Lineage: Eukaryota; Metazoa; Chordata; Aves; Galliformes; Phasianidae. Gene Ontology annotation, biological process: regulation of transcription by RNA polymerase II. Bases 30 to 2444 code for a protein of 804 amino acids. The transcript is spliced from 14 exons.